Suillus subaureus is the source of this 630-nucleotide messenger RNA. RefSeq lists its product as uncharacterized. NCBI's taxonomy places the organism in Eukaryota, Fungi, Basidiomycota, Agaricomycetes, Boletales, Suillaceae. The transcript is spliced from 3 exons. Bases 1 to 630 code for a protein of 209 amino acids. The record is from RefSeq and is a predicted model, not a curated record.
AUGGACGUUGAUGGUCAGCAGAAUGACCAUGGCCUUCACCAAACUCCAGAAUCUGAGUCAAUGUUCGCCCAGGCUCGGCAGAGAAGGAAGAUUGCUGAACUCAAAGGAAAGUUAGAGGCUCUCAAGUUGGGGCAUACAAUGAAGGAAAAGCAAAUGAAUUAUUAUCUAGCUCAAGGACGAGGGCUAAGGCAUGUUGUCACUUUGUUCAAUAGUAUCGAGGAUUCAGUCGCCAAAAAUGACCAGAGAUAUGACAAUGUUGAUGAUGAUACUAAUGGCACUGUCAACCAAGAUCGGCUACUAUACGGGUACAGCAUCCUAGUGAGAACCUUGCCAUGGUUUUUGAAGAAAACCACAGACAUGGAGCACAACAACUAUGUGUGCAUGUGUCAUAUCCCAUAUGCCAGACAUAGAUCCCAUCAUAUUCCCACGCUUUCCGGACCUAUUUCCGGACCCCAUAUCCAACUCAUUCCUGGAUCCCCUAUCCUGUCCACCCUACGCACAUUCCGUCCAGCAAGACAUCCAGACUUUACCUCCUCUUGGAUUCCAGACUACAUCCACCACCUCACAUAUCUCAGUCCUGUUUCCACCCUGCCUUCCGGAUCCCCAGAUCUCCGGACCUCCGGAUAUUAA